Merops nubicus (carmine bee-eater) is the source of this 1350-nucleotide messenger RNA. It is a transcript of the gene THAP5, whose product is annotated as THAP domain containing 5. Gene Ontology annotation, cellular component: nucleus. The record is from RefSeq and is a predicted model, not a curated record. The transcript is spliced from 2 exons. The coding region runs from base 40 to 1152 and encodes 370 amino acids. Lineage: Eukaryota; Metazoa; Chordata; Aves; Coraciiformes; Meropidae.
CUCCACGAUAAGGAGAGGCUGGAGAAGUGGCUGCGGAACAUGAAGCGGGACGCGUGGACGCCGAGCAGGCACCAGCUGCUGUGCAGCGACCACUUCACCCCCGACUCCCUCGACGUGCGGUGGGGGAUUCGCUACCUCAAGCACACUGCCGUGCCGACCAUCUUCUCUGCCCCGGGGGAUGAGCAAAAAGACUCUUCUCAGAACACCCCACAACAGAUGAAGAGAGACAACCUGGAAGAAAAAAAUACAAAUGUAGAGUCAGAGAAGGCAUCUGUAUCACUUGAACCUUGUACACCAAAGAAAAAUCCUGUAAUUGCAGAAAAUGUAGAUGAAAAGGCAGAAGUAGUUUGCUCAAAUGCAUUGAGUAAACCUUUGCAAAUUCAAAAACUGCAGCUUCAAAAUGGAGAAGACUUUCAGGCAGACAGUGCUAUUCUUGAUAUUUCUUCUAAUCAGCCUGUACAACUUCCUAAUCCAGUUUUAAUGACAGCAGCAGUCCAGAGCAUGGAAGCUACCAGUGUCCAUACUUCUGUAGAGGACCCAGCAGGUUGUACAGCUACAGUCUUGCAAUUUACAGACCCUGACUACUUGAGUUCAUCUCUGAAACUGAAAAAUGCUCCCGAUCCGAGUACUGACUAUGGAACUGAAAACCCUAACUCUCACGUUGCAGGCUGUUCUGUUGAAGUAGAACCAACAAGUGAAGAUGCAGUUCUGCUGAGUACUGUCACACAAACCAUUGAACAGCUCAGUGGGAGUGAAGAAUCUGUCAUUGCUAUCAUUGUGCCAGCCGAGAGCCCAGAAGAGCCUGAAAUAGUUAGUAAUUCUUUCCUGCCUAUUAAGCAAAAUUUUCUUCACACUGAGGAGACAGAAACAGAUAAAUCUGUGUUUAUGACUGCAUAUGGUGGAAGUGAAGUAUUACAAACUGAGCAUUCAUACUGCAAACAAGACAUAGACAGAGAUCACCUUUGGCAAAAAAUCUCAAAGCUCCACUCUAAGAUCACUCUACUUGAAAUGGAGGAGACAAAAACUUUGGGGAGACUCAGGUCCUUGGAAGCUCUUAUAGGACAACUGAAGCAAGAAAACCUGCUUUCUGAAGAAAAGCUGAAGAUUGUAGAAAACUGCUUUACAACACUUGAAGUGACUAUGAUACAGUAAAGGCUUUCAAUGAUUGUUCUAAAGUAUCUUUUUAACAUCUCUGUCCAUUUCUACGAAUUAACUUCUGUUUCGGUCAUGAUAUUUUAAAGAUCUAAAGCAAUUUCUGUGGACAGCAAAUAUUCUUCAGAAUGUUACAUCAACCACUGCCAAAGCUAGAUUGUAGAAUAUUGCCUAUAAAACAUGACUUGAGAAUAAGGU